ACUAAUUUAACGUUAAAUGGACUCUAUUCCCGAGGAAAAUAGACCUUAUAAGUUCGGCAAGCCAGUCAUGCACGAAUCGCCUUUUAGAGAAAUCCAGAAUCAUGAUGAACGGAAGCAUAAGAAUCACAGGAAAGAUCGAAAAGAUCUUGAGCCAUGAGAGCUCUUUAAGGGCACAGUUAGAGUCCCUUCCGAGGAGAGCGAGAGUAGUUGUGAUGGAAAUAACGUCAUGUUCUUAGAUAAGGUAGGAGUAGAUACUAUCAGCAAGGCUUUUGAUCAAACCCGCUCAGUUCAGAGUGACAAAAAGAAGAAAUCUGAUGUAGUUAUCAGUCAGAAAUCUUCCCAAACUGAAGGUGAUGACUGCCUCGAAAGAUUAGUGGAAGACAUCAAUUCUGACACAGUUCUGAUAGCCAAGAGGAAAUAUGAGUACCCUAUUGACAAGAUUUACCAAGUCUCAAUCCUUGAGGAGCAAAAGAGCAGAGGUAGCAACAUUACUCGUGGUGGUGAUGUUAUGGAAGCUAUGGGAGUCGAUCCAGAAAUUUCUGAAGUCUUGACAAACGCAUGCUCUGAAUUUGCUGUUUCCCCCAGAAGAUCCCAAGACAUGCUCAUCCAAGCGAAGAUUAUCAACUAUGGUGCGAAUCAUUUUGCAAAAUUCCUGUACACCCAGCCUAUCAGGCUGAUGCAAAAGUCUAAGUAUCUUUUUGAACUGAAAGAUGAGUUUGCUCUUGAAGUCAGAGAAUGAUUCUAUUCUUUGUUUAAUUUUGAAGAUCUAUCCAUGAAGGAGUUCUUACUCACGAUCCAUACAAAAGUUUCACCUCCAGUAGACUCUGAGAAGAAGUCAGAGUUCUAUGAGAAGUUUUGAGCUGAGUAUGCUGAGCAGAAUAGCAGCAAGGGAGUUUCCUCUGAAGAUCUAAUGUUCAUGCUCUGUAGUACCUUCUUUAUUAUCGCUGAUAAGAAGAACAAGUCCAGAUCAAGAGGUAUCUCUCUUGAGCAAUAUCUUUCUUAUGCUGAAGAGCAUGGCAAGGGGUUUAUGUCUCUUACCCAAGCUAGGGCUUAUUACGAAGAGAUUAAGGAAGAUAGGUUUAUUCAGGAUCUAUCUUCUAUCAUUAUUAGCGUUGAUGGGAUUCAACUUUAUGAAGACAAUAUAAAUUUCAUGAGGAAUGUUCACAAGAUUCUCCCAAAAGAAUUUACUAAGGGAGAUGAGUUCUUUGAAUCUAAGACUCUUGUGUACAAGAUUCAGUUAAAAACUAAGAAGAUCAAACAGAAAGAGAUUUGUAUUGACGAAAAGAAUCAACGGUUCUGCUGGUUCAAUCCUGGUAGCAGGAGCUUUAAUUCCAUCAAACUAAGAGACAUCUACAAUGUAGAGAUUGGAUUCACCCCAGUGAUGAAUAUGUCCAAAGAGGAUAUUUAUGAGAUUUGUAGCAACAAAAUUAAAGACUUUAUUGAGAACCAAAGGCUUUGUUUCUCAAUCGAAACCGAUAAAAGAACUUAUGAUUUCUAUGGCACAAAUGAGAGGGAUAUACAACUAUGGUAUUCCAGACUCAAAUCGAUAGCUGAGAAAAACAUUAAUAACAUCAGUAGAGUGUUCCCCGACAUUGAAAAGACCCUUUACGACCCUUGCUACGACUGGGACAAACAAAAUUUAUGGGAAGAAGAGAUUCUGCCUAACUGGCCUCAAUACUUCGACACUUCCACAGGUUCCCUCCAAAUUAUCAACGAUGCUAAGCUCAAGCUCACAUACGAUGUCUGCCCUGAAGAGGACCUUUUAGAAGAGGUCAAGGAGUCCCCAGUCACUAAGAACGAGAAGCUCAGGAUCAGCCAGAUCCUGAUGUACGGGUUUCCUUGCAAGGUCAGGACUGUAGUCCUGCCUCUCAUGUUGGCUGGCCAGGCAACUUGUUCCAAGGAUUAUUACGAAUUUUUGGAAUCAAAAUAUAACCCUAAAAAGAAGAGAUUUGAAAAGUACAAGCAAGCUUCUAAACUAGUUGUUGAUGAGUUCAAGCAAUCCCUUCGGCAUUACAAAGUGAAGUCUGAAGGUCUUAUCAAAAGAAUCACUAAAAUGAUGGGAAUUUUCUAUGAGAUCCAAAGGAAAGACAUCCAUUUCAGUGGUCAUGGAGUAGUUAAGCUCUGCUUAUACUUCACUCUCCAUCUCCCUUCAGACUCUAGUUGCUACGCAUGUUUCUCGUCUUUUCUUCUAAAGAACAUGGCAACCUUGCAGUUAUGUAGGCUAGAGGAAGAGGACAUUUUCAACACGAUUCAGAAGAACACCCUGAAGAUGAACGUGGUCAAGUCAAAAUCUGUAGCAGAUUCAGACACAGAUUUUAUAGUAAACAAAUUAGAAAAAGAGUUCAAAGCAUGGGGCAAUAAGGUAAAGCAUAGGCUAGCUAAAAGCGGAAUCGAAAUCUAUGGGUAUGUCAAUCAGCUGAGAGUAUCCUUCUUGACAUGUGAGCUACCGAUAGAGCUCAUUUCUGUGAUACUAGAUCAAUGUAUCGUUCAAGGAGAUUAUGCACUUGUGAAAGCGGUUAUUACGUUUUUAUACUUAAAGUGGAGCCUAAAAUUUGUAGCUAACAGUGAAGAUAUCUCUCCAAGUUUGUUCUACAAGACAAUGAGUGACUUGAAGCUGCAGAAAGAGAAGAUGGUUAAGAACUAUUACGACCUCAAAAGAGAGUACAAGGCCAAAAUUGAUUUGAAAAACAUCCUAAUGAGUUGGGUUCAUACUUAA
Messenger RNA from Moneuplotes crassus, 2716 nucleotides. The record is from the annotation of a GenBank genome assembly. NCBI's taxonomy places the organism in Eukaryota, Ciliophora, Spirotrichea, Euplotida, Euplotidae.